This is a messenger RNA of Penicillium atrosanguineum, 1530 nucleotides long. RefSeq lists its product as uncharacterized. The record is from RefSeq and is a predicted model, not a curated record. The transcript has 5 exons. Lineage: Eukaryota; Fungi; Ascomycota; Eurotiomycetes; Eurotiales; Aspergillaceae. Bases 1 to 1530 code for a protein of 509 amino acids.
AUGCCUCCUCGAAGCUCGUUGACGAGCUCGUUCUCCGUCACCGACGCCAACAAUGAAGUGGUCUGUCCUUUGAAGAAUAACGACGCUUCCAAUUGUCGCAAGCGAUGUCUAGGAGAAAAGCGCUAUCGCUCUAUGCAGGAGCAUAUCCGACGUGCACAUCCGAAUCACUACAUCCCGAAGCUCCCGGCUACCGAAGAGAGCUUCCUACUGAUGGUUAACACCCCGCCCGAACAACGUGCCCAGUUGUCUCCGCCAGAACUGCCGCAGCCACGGCGCCCUCGCGAUGUGGCGGGUAGAGACAUCUACGUAGCUGACGCCAGCUCUCCGGCGACCCCGCGAGCUCUCGACGAACCUGGCCCCGCCGCAGCAACGGCAGCCGUCGCUCUGGCACAAUUGCACCACCAUCGUCUCGCUUCAGACUGGGAUACUGACAUGGACACCCACUCCGACACCGAUCUCCACCAGGGCCGUAUGCGCUCUUCUAUCGAACUGCCUUCGCUGCGCGAUCACUUUAAACAAGAAUCCAUGCCACCGUUCUCUUCGCCUCGCCCGCGGGAGCUCCUUCCGUCCAUUCUCAAUCAUUCGCCUCCCGGUCGCUCAUCAACUCUUCCCCCGAUCCAACGAAGAGAUCACAAGCUUUCUAGGCCGCGCAAAUCGUCAAUCACGCAAUCGGCCCGCAAACCAAAACACGAUCGCCCAAAAUCCAAGGAGUUUGGUCGGCGCCCGAGUCUCGGCGACCGUAAAGCUCUUUCUGCUGAACCACAGACUGCAGCAUGGGCGCAAGGCAAGCGCUGGGAGGAUCUGAUCGAAGCAGCGACCUCGGCAACCGAAGCGGACGAUGAACAGUACUCCGAAGCCGGCCGAUCUCCAACGAUCGCCCCGCUCCUCGCUAACGUCACUUCUGCACCUGGAUCGAAAAACCGAUCCUCCCUGCCCCCGGCAUUCCAAUCUGUCCAAAGCCUCCCACCUCUGAACCGCCAGUUCCCACCCCACUCAUAUACUGCCUCACCACUGCACAAGUCCCUCACGCCACCACCAUUUGAAGGACCCCGCAGCCGCGACAGUGACAUGGAACCAUUCCCCUCAAUCGAAUCUUCACUCGACUCGAUGUCCAACGCCUCAGGAAAGAACUUCCCGCCUUCAUCGUCGGGAAUUGCACACUCAAUCAACUCCGACUCAAGUCCCGUGCUCAAUCUCAUCCCACCCGUCUCGCAGCGCCAGCACCACCGAUUUUCGAACCCGACGCCUGCUUCAUACCGCAAUAAAGAGGUCCAAAUCUACUGCGCUAAUUGCAAGCGUCCCUGGGCGCUAAACGAGUGUUACGCUUGUACGGAGUGUAUUUGCGGCGUCUGUCGUGAAUGUGUCGGUAUGUUCAUCACAAGUCCGCCGGCUCAAUUCAGGAGUCCGGGCAAUGGAGCAUUGAACCAUAUUCCUGGUCCGACGAGUUACCCCGCUGCCGCUGCGAGGGGGUGUCCGAGGUGCAGGACGGUGGGCGGGAAGUGGAAAGCUUUCCAAUUGGAUUUUAAGUGA